UAAAACAAAGAAGAAGCAACAAAGCGGAAAAAAAGAAAGUAGCAAUAGAUAUGUCAAUAUUAUGUACUUGAACACGCUCGUUGUUGUUUAUAAGAUCAAUUUAAUGAUGUCGUUGACGUUUCCAGAUGAUUCUUAACGGCAAGAAACAUCAAACGUGAAGAGGGAAGCUAUGAAAUAAAUAGUACUUAGUCCGUGUUGAUUGGGAGGAUAGGUGACAUCCUUCAUCAUGUUCCCAGACUUGUAUCCGUUUGUGGAGGAUAGUUUUAGUCGCUUCCCCUCGCAGAGUAACAUCUACGGACUGUGUCAGGCGGGGGAACACGAACUGCUCGCUGCGACGCUCAAAGGGAAAGUGGUGAGCUUCACCUACCAGGAGCUGCAACAGAAGAUAAGACCAGUCGCCAAAGAGGUUCAAUUCACCUACAUACCAGUUGAUGCAGAGAUUGUGUCCAUUGAUGCGUUCAUCAAGUCUUCACCCAAAAGAGGCCUGGUGGUUGGCAUUACAUUCAUUAAGGACUCUGGUGACAAAGCUACCCCUUUCCUGAAUAUCUACUGUGACUAUGAGCCCGGCUCAGAGUUCAACCUGGAGUCUAUUGCACAGAGUUGCCUGAAUCUGGAGUUGCAGUUCACACCCUUCCAGCUGUACCACACAGAAGUGCAGAGUGACGAUGGAGGCAGAGAGACUGUUUUUCUUCUCAGUGGUCACGACCAGAGGAUCCACCUGUACAAAGAGAAUGCUUCAUUGCACCAGUUUGAAGAGCAGCCUGUGGAGAAGCUCUUCCCUGAACUCAAGGAAUUACCCAGCAAUGUGCUGUGGUUGGACAUGUUGAGCAUUGCUGAAGACAGAAGACUGUCUGCGUUUGGCUGUCAGAAUGGAUGUGUUGGAUUGGCUCUCGUCAAGCAAUUUGAACCAGCGGAGGUUUUGCAGAGCUGGCGAGUUCAGUUCGACAGUCCAAUCUCCAUUGUGCUGCUGUUUCCUCUUACCUGCCAAACUGAACCUGAUCCAUCCAGCAGAGACAAAAUUUUGGGAGUUAAAGGCUACAACCUUCUGGUAACUAGCACAAUAGAGAUGGCUGUUGUCUACAGAAAUGUGCAGGAAGGAGGUUUGUCCCACUCUAUGUGCCUCUCUGAGAGCGAUCAGUGGGAUGCGGUGCUUUGCGCCCUCGUCAUCGACCUGGACUUUGAUGGGGAGAAGGAAGUGCUGCUGGGAACAUAUGGACAGGAACUUCUCUGUUAUAAGUUCCAGCAUACAGCAGAAGGGGAAGAUGGACACUUUCAGUUUCUGUGGCGACGAAGCUUCAAAAGCCCUUUGCUGUCAAUCAUCUACUUAGACUUGACUGGCGACGGUUUGAGAGAGUUGGCUGUCCUGACGCUGAAGGGACUGCAUAUUUUACAGCAUAGUCUCACCAGCACUGCCGAUCUGGUCGUGGAGCGUCUUGCCAAGAGGGUGGCGGCGCGGACUGCCAACUCCAAAUGGGUGUUGGCCAAAGGUCAAGAUAGCGAUGAGAAGAAAGAGGACCGUACAUUUCAUGCAUCUUUAAAUUAACAUAAAGUAUGUUCUAACUGCAUCUUCAUGUCACCUAUCACCACAUUUGGUACAGUCACAAUUGCAUACCUGCCUUAAAAUUACAUUCAUACAGUAUAUUUUCUAGGGCUGUCAAAAUUAACAAGUUAACUCGUGAUUAAUAACCAAAAAUGAUCGCAUUAAUAAUGUACACACUUAGAUUAAUCAUGUAAUUGAUUUUGACCGUACAAGCGCUUCUACCUUAACCGCAAUACGUUCAGUGAUCAGAUCUAUGUAUAUGUCAGUACAAAAACAAGUGAGGAACUCCGACUCGUGUGCUCGCUGGAAAAUUUCACUCCAAAAUACAGCCUGGAAAAACUUUAGAUAAAACUGUUGUCAAGUUUUGUACAAAUAUGUGGUGCAUUCAAGUACUGUACAACAUUUAAAAAAAUUGCCGGAUGACAUUCCGAGAAUAAAAUGGCAUUUGUGUAUAAAUAUCGGGGUCUUUUAUUGAGCUAGUUUCAAUGAUGCAAGCAAGAGAUUCAUCAUAAUCCAUCCAAAUUCCAAAAUGUGAUUAAUCUGAUUAAAAAAAUUAAUCAUUUGACAGCUCUAAUAUUUACAUUAAAUGACAUUUCAAUGCUUGAUUAAACUGUGCUUAAUCAACUGAACACCUGACCAACAAGUAAUUGAAUAUUUGAUGCAACUUUUGUAAUGAUCUAUUUGGCUUCUUCAAGCCUAUUUUAAAUACAUGCCCCUAAUUGUGUUCCAUUUAGUAUAUACUGAGUGAUUAUUACAGGGGAACUGCACUUUUUUUUUUAUUUUGCCUAUCGUUCACAAUCAUUUUAAGAGACAAGAAGACACUUUUUUUUUUUAAAACAAAAAUCGUCUCGUUUAAUUCUACCUCUAAAUCACUUAAAAGAUGCAUUAAAAAAUCGCCAACAUUACUUCAUUUACAUUCCGUAACCUGUAUAAUAACCAAGCUGUAGCGAAAUUGUUAUUGUAAGAGUGAACACUGAGGAACUCUUUUUUUUUUUGCGUAGUAACACAUCGGCGUGCUUCGGUAUUAGUCGUAAAAGCUAACCACGGAAAGAGAUAAGAUAGCUUCUACGUCAGCACGAAACGCGUUUGAGUUUGUAAUGCACAACACAUUGCAAUAGAACACUAAUUUGUACUGACUGAAAAACAUGAACAAUCAUAUUACAGUAUCUGUAAAGUAUUUCAUGUUUUGUUUGUACAGUUUGUACAGUGAUGUGUUGCACGUAUCAUGAGCAAUAGUAUAGUGACUUACUCGAUGGACAGUUGUCCGUUUAGUCAAACUGGCAGGUGAUGUUUCCUGUAGAUUUUGGUAAACAAUCCAUUAAUUCGGCAUAGCUUGGCUCAAAGUUCCAGAUAAGCAGCAUGACCAUGUCGCACUCUUUCGGCUUCCGUCUGCUCCAAUGUUUCAGCCUCUUCUUCUUGCUCGCUUCUAUAAGCAGCAAUUUAUCCUCCGUAUAUUCAGCUUCAAAAAGAUAAGGUUGUGAAUCCUCAUCUGUCCAAAAAUAGUCGUCUUUGUUGUCUGUUACCAAGUCUGCCAUGAUUAGAACACAUUCACGUUUGAUUCCAGGAUUAGGAAGUUGGAAUUGCGCUGCUAUGGAAACGGAAAUAAAUGUGCCGAAUAAUUGGUUCUGGCUGUGCAUAAAAUUACCAAAAUAGGGUAAACAUUGAACAUAUUACCGUAUUUUUCGGAGUAUAAGUCGCACCGGAGUAUAAGUCGCACCUGCCGAAAAUGCAUAAUAAAGAAGGAAAACAACAUAUAUAAGUCGCACUGGAGUAUAAGUCGCAUUUUUGGGGGAAACUUGUUUGAUAAAAUCCAACACCAAGAAUAGACAUUUGAAAGGCAAUUUAAAAUAAAUAAAGAAUAGUGAACAACAGGCUGAAUAAGUGUACGUUAUAUGACGCAUUGAUAACAAACUGAGAACGUGCCUGGUAUGUUAACGUAACAUAUUAUGGUAAGAGUCAUUCAAAUAACUAUAACAUAUAGAACAUGCUAUACGUUUACCAAACAAUCUGUCACUCCUAAUCGCUAAAUCCCAUGAAAUCUUAUACGUCUAGUCUCUUACGUGAAUGAGCUAAAUAAUUUUAUUUGAUAUUUUAUGGUAAUGUGUUAAUAAUUUCACACAUAAGUCACUCCUGAGUAUAAGUCGCACCCCCGGCCAAACAAUGAAAAAAACUGCGACUUAUAGUCCGAAAAAUACGGUACAUAUUGUUAUGAAUGUGUCUGUUACUACAUUAUACAUAGACUUGCAGUGUGUAUACAAAACGUUGAUGGAGGGUUUUGAAGUUGUUUUAGAGGGCCUGCAAGCGUUUUAUCAUCUUUAAAAUCCCCCCCAAAAAAAGAAGGCGUGUGCUCUUGUCUCUAAUAAUGAUUGUGAACGAUAGGAAAAUUACAAAAAAGGUGCAGUUCUCCUUUAACGACAACAACGUUUUUCGGUGACGUGUAAUAAACCACAUGCUCCAUUAGAUAGAGCAGCUCUUCUUAAUCAUGCUUUCGCCAACUUGCUUAGAAUCUUGCACUGUUUGUCAAAUGAGAAAAAGAAAUUAUCAUUUGCCAAGUAUUUGUUGCAGUCCUGCUUGAUGAUGAAUAAAAUACUUUCGGGCAACUUGCUCUGUAAAUCUGUUUUGGGGUUGGGGAGAAACUAAAUUAUAAUAUUGAAGUCCAUAUUAACCUCAGAUAAUUAACUGAUGAAUAAUAAUACAUUAUGGACUUUUGUAUCAAUGUUUUGCUUUAUUUAAAUGUGGGUUUUCAAAAAUAACGUGUGUGAUUGAUCACAAUGUCAGACUUGUCACUGACAGGUUGGUUAUGUUUUUAGUUUUUCCUCUGUUUGUGUUUUAUUUCCUGUCAGCGCUCUUACUUUGGUUCAGUUUCCUGCUUGUCUCCCUGAGCGCCGUUUCCCCUCACCUGCGGCUGAUAAGCAGCCUGCCCACACCUGGUGUCAAUCAGCCGGCUACUAUUUAUACCAGCCUCGCCCUCCAGUCAGUACUGGAGUAUUGUAUGCUGUUAGCUGUUUCCAGUUUGCCUGUUUCCUGAUUCCUGUUUUCCUGCAUUUUAUUUUUGACAUUAAAAGUCAUGUGUUCCUGCAUCA
Entelurus aequoreus (snake pipefish) is the source of this 4623-nucleotide messenger RNA. It is a transcript of the gene kptn, whose product is annotated as kaptin (actin binding protein). Lineage: Eukaryota; Metazoa; Chordata; Actinopteri; Syngnathiformes; Syngnathidae. The transcript is spliced from 12 exons. Gene Ontology annotation, biological process: actin filament organization; cellular response to amino acid starvation; negative regulation of TORC1 signaling. Gene Ontology annotation, molecular function: actin filament binding. The coding region runs from base 227 to 1543 and encodes 438 amino acids. The record is from RefSeq and is a predicted model, not a curated record. Gene Ontology annotation, cellular component: actin cytoskeleton; lamellipodium; KICSTOR complex.